Molecule: messenger RNA, 7592 nt
Organism: Myripristis murdjan (pinecone soldierfish)
Lineage: Eukaryota; Metazoa; Chordata; Actinopteri; Holocentriformes; Holocentridae
Product: CLIP-associating protein 1-B-like
Exons: 40
Coding region: 522-5207 (1561 amino acids)
Biological process (GO): establishment of mitotic spindle localization; mitotic spindle assembly
Cellular component (GO): mitotic spindle; basal cortex; kinetochore
Molecular function (GO): kinetochore binding; microtubule binding
Source: RefSeq, a predicted model, not a curated record
UAUAUUAGUUAGGUUAAGUCUUAUGAAUGACUUUUCGGUUUUGUACUUGAGGCCUGUGUUCGUUGAAAGGACUAAAGGAAAAGUGCUACUGCCUGUGUGUAAAUAAUGUACGAUAACUCAACAGAACCGAGUCGAGGAAUGCCCACUUACUAACUAACGGCGCCGUUAGUUUUCGGGGCAAAACCAGCAGCGCCACUUUGACUUGUUUCUGUUCAACACCACCGCGCAGGAGAAUGCCGUGCAAUGCCCUCUGCAGCCCUCACCCACAGGAUCUCUCUCUGUUAUCGUCCCAUUGUCCAACGCUAACUUCUUUGGGGGUAACGUUAUAAGAAACUGGCACAGAGACCGGAACAAAUCUUUGAGUUUUCCUGUCAACCCCCAGAGGCCUUGUUUUGGUCGGUGGGAGCAUUGUAACUUCAGGGAGCUGCCACUUGCUAGUUUCUGCUAGCUUCUGCCUGUGCCUUAAAGUGUCUGCCUGAGCACGGAGGGCUUCACCGGGUCCCUGGCUCUCUCUCUCAGCGAUGGAGGGGACCAUGGAGCAGUGCCUGGAGCAGGUGAUGCAGAAGGACCUGGGCAAGAGGCUGCAGGUGGGCCAGGAGCUGAUAGAUAGCAUCCUGGAUGAGGAGAAGCUGCCUGACCUGGAGCAGGACCAGAGCGCGCUGGACAGGCUGGUGGACGCCGUGGCCAGCUCCUGGGUCAACUCCAGCAACUUCAAGGUGGUUCUGCUGGGUAUGGACAUCCUGUCCGCUCUGGUCACACGGCUGCAGGAGCGCUUCAGGACGCAGGUUGGAACCGUUCUGCCGAGCUUGAUCGAUCGGUUAGGAGACGCCAAGGACCAAGUCCGAGACCAGGACCAAGCGCUUUUACUCAAGAUUAUGGAUCAAGCUGCUAACCCACAGUAUGUUUGGGAGCGAAUUUUGGGAGGCUUCAAGCACAAGAACAACAGGACCAGGGAGGGACUCUGCCUCUGCCUCAUCGCCACCUUAAAUGUGUAUGGAUCUCAAAGCCUAACGCUCAGCAAAAUUGUGCCCCACAUAUGUAACCUCCUGGGAGAUCCCACAAGUCAGGUGCGAGAUGGGGCCAUGAACUGCCUUGUGGAGAUCUACCGUCACGUGGGAGAGAGGGUGAGGAUGGAUAUCGGAAAGAAGGGUCUGCCUCAGUCACGGUUGAAUGUCAUCUUCAGUAAAUUUGAUGAAGUCCAAAGAUCAGGGAACAUGGUCCUGUCACCAGUUUCAGAUAAAAACUUUGAGGACGAUGACUCAGUGGACGGCGGCCGCUCCUCGUCCUCGUCCAAAGCAGCCUCGGUGUCCGGGAGGAAGACAGUGAGCAUGGGUUCAUUUCGACGGCCCGGCUCCACCUCCAGCGCCAAGUCUGCAGGGAGAGAUGGACCGAGCGCCGGAGCCGUGGACGAGGAGGACUUCAUCCACGCCUUUGAGGAUGUUCCCACCGUGCAGAUUUACUCGAACAGGGAGGUGGAAGAAGCCAUGACGAAGAUUCGAGACGUGCUGUCAGAUGACAAGCGGGACUGGGAGCUUCGAGUGGCGGCUCUGAAGAAGGUGCGUUCGCUGCUGCUGGCGGGCGCAGUGGAGUUCGAUGGCUUCCCUCAGCAGCUGCGCCUCAUGGAGGCCGCGUUCAAACUCUCCGCCAAGGACCUCCGCUCUCAGGUGGUGAGAGAGGCCUGCAUCACUCUGGGCCACCUGUCGUCGGUGCUCGGCAGUCGCUUCGACCACGCAGCAGAGGCCAUCAUGCCGACGCUCCUCAGCUUGGUCCCUAACAGUGCCAAAGUCAUGGCCACGUCCGGCGUGGCCGCCAUCCGCCUCAUCCUCCGACACACACACUACCCACGUCUCAUCCCCAUCAUCACCAGCAAUUGUACCUCGAAGUCUGUGGCUGUCAGAAGGCGCUGCUAUGAAUUCCUGGACCUCUUGCUGCAGGAAUGGCAGACCAACUCUCUGGAAAGACAUGGGACUGUUUUAAUGGAGACGAUAAAGAAAGGGAUCCAUGAUGCAGACGCCGAGGCUCGCUCUGUAGCCAGGAAGUGUUACUGGAGUUUCCACGGCCACUUCAGCCGGGAGGCAGAGCAGCUAUACCAGAGCCUGGAGACGUCCUAUCAGAAAGCCCUGCAGGCCCACCUGAGGAGCGGAGACAGCCUCAUGUCGCUGCCCGCCUCCGACCGCUCCUCCUCCUCCUCCCAGGAGAGCCUCAACCGACCCCUGUCUGUAAAAAGCACUGCUGGAAGCAGCAUGAGCAGAUCCAAAGCCGCCCACUCCACCAGGACGCCUGCUGCAGCCGCCUCUCCGGGCUCCCUGCAGCGCUCCCGCAGCGACGUGGACGUCAACGCGGCGGCCAGCGCCAGCGCCCGCACCCGUAUGCCAGCUGUGCCCUCUGCUGUGCCCCCCUCCGCUUCACCCUUUAGCUCCGCCUCCGCACUUCCCCCUGGAUCCUACGCUUCACUAGGCCGAGUGCGAACCAGGAGACAGAGUUCAGGAAACAGCCCGUCGGUGACGGACAGCAGGGGGCGGAGCCGAGGCAAAGUCGUUUCCCAGUCCCAACCUGGCAGUCGGUCUGGCUCGCCAGGCAGGCUCCUGAGCUCCACCUACGGCAGGAUCCCCAGGCCAACCAUGGGCACCGCCGCCGCCGCUGCCGCCAGCUCAAACAACUCCACCAGCCUGACGGACAAGACGAGGCCUCGAGGUCCCCGGAGCCAGGGCUGCAGCCGGGAGACCAGCCCCACCAGAUCUGGCAUGGCCCGGAGCCGAAUCCCCCGACCCAGCAUGAGUCAGGGCUGCAGCCGCGACACCAGUCGCGAGAGCAGCCGUGACACCAGCCCCGCCAGGGGCUUCUCCCCCCUGGACCGGCUGUCACACCAGGCUCGCAUCUCCGCCUCCGUCAACGCCAUGAGAAUCCUCAACACCGGCACCGAGGUCGAGGCUGCUGUGGCCGAUGCCCUGCUGUUAGGAGACUCCAGGAGUAAGCGGAGGCCGGUGAGGCGGCGCUUUGAGUCUCCAGGCAUGUACUCGGACGACGACGCCAACAGCGACGCCUCCAGCGCCUGCUCGGAGCGCUCGUACAGCUCGCGCAACGGCGGCAUGGCGCCACACUACCUGCGUCAGACGGAGGACGUGGCCGAGGUGCUGAACCACUGCGCCAGCGCCAACUGGUCAGAGCGCAAGGAGGGGCUGCUGGGUCUGCAGAACCUGCUGAAGAGCCAGAGGAUGCUCAGUCGUGUGGAGCUGAAGAGGUUGUGUGAGAUUUUCACCAGGAUGUUUGCUGACCCACACAGCAAGAGAGUCUUCAGCAUGUUCCUGGAGACUCUGGUGGACUUCAUCACGCUCCACAGGGAAGACCUGCAGGACUGGCUGUUCGUCCUGCUCACUCAGCUGCUGAAGAAGAUGGGGGCUGACCUGCUGGGCUCCGUCCAGGCCAAAGUCCAGAAGGCCCUGGACGUCACCAGGGAGUCCUUCCCGUUUGAGCAGCAGUUCAACAUCCUGAUGCGCUUCAUCGUGGAUCAGACGCAGACGCCCAACCUCAAGGUGAAGGUGGCCAUCCUGCGCUACAUCGAGGCCUUGGCUCGGCAGAUGGACCCGGCCGACUUUGUCAACUCCAGCGAGACGCGCCUCGCCGUGUCCCGCAUCAUCACCUGGACCACCGAGCCGAAGAGCUCCGAUGUCCGCAAGACCCUCCAUAACUGGUCAGGGGAGGAUUUCUCAGGCCGACCCAGCACCGUGGCCUCUCUGCCUGGAGAGGGCAACCUGGAGGAGAGGUGCAAGCAGGCAGCCCAGGUGGUGCUCAUCGCCCUGUUUGAGCUCAACACCCCGGAGUUCACCAUGCUGCUUGGUGCUCUGCCCAAAACCUUCCAGGACGGCACCACCAAGCUGCUGCACAACCACCUGAGGAACACCAGUGCCAACAGCGGCAUGGCGUCUCCCAGUAAUUCGUCAGGACGGACGCCCCCGCGGCAGCCCAGCAGUCGCAGCAGCCCGCUGACGUCACCCACCAACUGCUCCCAUGGGGGCCUUUCUCCCAGCCUGCUGGAGUAUGACAGUGAAAACCUGAACUCGGAGGAGAUCUACAGCUCCCUGCGCGGCGUCACCGAGGCCAUCCAGAACUUCAGCUUCCGCAGCCAAGAGGACCUGAUGGACCCGCUGCGACGGGACGGCAAGAGGGAGGCCAUGGCGGGAGUCGGGGCGUCGUCAGACUCGGAUCCUCGGCUCGGCGGCGAUGUGGUGGAAGGGGGACGGACGGCUCUGGACAACAAGACCUCGCUGCUGAACACGCCUUCGCCGCGCUCCUUCUCCGGCCCGCGCUUCCGGGACUACAACCCGUACAACUACACAGACAGCAUCAGCGCCCUGGACAAAGCUGCGCUGAAGGAGGUGCUGUAUGAAGACGCCGUGGAGCAGCUCCGAGACGGUCGCCGACAAGAAUGCGUCGAAAACAAGAUCCUGAACCCCAAGAGCUUCCCUGCAGGCCCCGCCGAGCAGCUGGAGCUGGUCGGGGAGCUGCUGAAGGAGCUGUCCCAGGGCCAGGCUGGGGAGCGGGGGGCCGAGGAGCGACGUGCGGCCCUGCUGGAGCUGCUGAAGGUGGCCAGAGAGGACAGCCUGGUCGUCUGGGAGGAGCACUUCAAGACCAUGCUGCUGCUGCUGCUGGAGACGCUGGGAGACAAAGAUCACACCAUCCGGGCUCUGGCCCUGCGAGUGCUGAAGGAGAUCCUGAGGAACCAGCCCGCCCGCUUCAAGAACUACGCUGAGCUCACCAUCAUGAAGACCCUGGAGGCCCACAAAGACUCGCACAAGGAGGUGGUGCGGGCGGCGGAGGAGGCGGCCUCCACGCUGGCGGGGUCCAUCCACCCGGAGCAGUGCAUCAAGGUGCUCUGCCCCAUCGUGCAGACGGCCGACUAUCCCAUCAACCUGGCCGCCAUCAAGAUGCAGACGAGGGCCAUCGAGCGCAUCGCCAAGGACUCCCUCCAUCAGCUGCUACCUGACAUCAUACCUGGACUUCUGCAGGGAUACGACAACACAGAGAGCAGUGUGAGGAAGGCCAGUGUCUUCUGCCUGGUGGCCAUCUACUCUGUGAUCGGAGAGGAGCUCAAACCCUACCUGGUCCAGCUCACAGGCAGCAAGAUGAAGCUCCUCAACCUGUACAUCAAGAGGGCCCAGACCUCCACCAGCAACAGCAGCUCCUCCUCCGACAUCUCCUCCUACUAGGUGUUAUGUGCGCCGUCGCCAUAACGCAAAAACACCAUUUCAUUCCACUGGCUGAUGAUGGAUCUGAGAUCGUCUCGAUGAACUGAUGGGAUCAUAGCUUUUUGAAAUGUUUUUGUGAGAUCAGGCCCUGCACCUGAAAAUGAAAAAUUCUCCUGCUAGCCCCCCUUAUACCACCGCCACCACCCUCGGUUUUCAAAGUCAUCACAAUAAAAAGAGCGUUUCAUUCCACCGGUUGAUGAUGGAGUUGAGGUCAUCAUGGCUAUCAUGGCUACCCUCUUAACCCCACCCGCCUUAAUUCUCAGUUUCCAAAACGAGAUAGCAAGUAGACCAUCGUCUUCAAUUUCAAUUUGGAACUAAAGUUACCUUGAACAGUUUUGGGAUCUUAGGUGAUUCUGGCAGCUGAGAUGUUUUCGACAAACCAGGCCACGUCUGAGACGAUGUUGUCUUCGCUUUCCUCCACACCUCGACCCCACUCUGUCACAGUCAUGAUAGCAUGAAGACCGUCUCCUUCCAUCGAUGAUCUUGGACUCUGAGGUGUUUCUGAGAAGCCAGGGCCUCUUCCUGAAACAGACGUCCCAUCCCACGACUGCCCUCAGUUUGCAAAGUCACCGUAGUAAAAGACUAUCUUCUGUUGGUCUGAGGAACUGAGGUGACCUUGGAAACGUGAGAUGUUUCGGAAAAGUCGGAAAGGCCCUGGUCCUGAAACAUCGUCUUUCUCCGAGUUCCUCCAUGCUUCCCCGUCUUCAGUUUUCAUAGUAAUCAUAGCAUCAGGACUUUGAAAAUCUGCUUCCGUCGACAUCUGAAGGAACCGAGGUGAGUUUGGACGUUGAGGUGAUCCUGGACGAUGUGUAAACGCCUGACGAGGACCAUGCAGAGAGAAACCGCAGUGUGCCUCUCUCUCUGUCUGCUUCGUAGAUCUUCCCGUUACAUUUCCCUCCCACCUUGACGGCUGCAUUCCUCAACGGUGGAGGAACCCACCCCUUCCAUGUGGCUACCAGUAUUCUUCUUUCUGUUCGUUUGUAGUACCUUAAAUCUUUGAAGAAUUUUUUUUUCUUUGCUUUGACACAUCAUACCUUAUAGUAUAUUGAAUGUAAAGAGCUUUGAAUGACAGUGGAUUUCACACAUUUCGUUUCCUACCUAAACUACUGCCUCAUUGCAUCUUGGUGGAUCAAUCUUAAAGUCGUGGAUGAUGUGCAUUUGAUUAGUAUUGUGCCAUAUUGGGCAAGUUAGUGUGUUUUUGAAGGCUACAUUCAUGGGUCCAUCUGAACGUUAAUACACUUAGAGAAGGUGGGCUUGGGUUUCACAUGUAAAGCAUUUUAGUAGAAUCAAAAGUGAGUCCAAAAGUAGAAUCAACUACUUUUGCAUUCAUUAUUAAGUAGCUGUUACCUGCCAAAAGUGUGUAAUUGAAGUUGAUUUCAGUUAAGUUAAAUUAAUGAUCAUUUGGCUGGCCAAUGAUUUAGUUGAAGGAAAAUAAAAAUGAUUAUAAUAAAAUAAAGUAAAACUUUAUUGUUUGGGCCCAUCUACCAGCAGAGGAUAUUGCUGUUGUUCAAUAAAAAAACAUGCAUCUUUAAAAAAAAACGUUUCUCAAGGGUGAAGGAACGAAUGGCUACCCUCACGUUUAUAUAUAUUUUUAAAUCACACAAAGGGUUUUUUGACAGGUUUCAAACGGCCCACAGGUCACAACUCAACGGAAAUAACCAUGCAAAUUCUUUAAUAAGAAAAAAAAGAACCACUGAAAUUAGUUUUGUUUUGUUUGUUUUUUUUAGCAGUGAUAUACUGAGUUGCCGUUUUCCGAGGGAUUGAAGUGAAAAGGCCCAGCUCUGUGGAAACGGGGAGUGUAUCGGUGGGAACGUCUGCUGUCUUAAAGGCUUGGGCAUUCACAAGCUGUCGAGUAAAGACUACUGUGAUUUGUUGAGUUUCAUUCCAAAAUACUAUACAGUAUGUCCAAAAUACUGUAAUAUUUGUGUUACAUUGACAAUGAAAAAUCAAAAGGUCAGCCAGUUUCUCAAAAAAAAAAAAAAAAAAGACAUCAAAUCUUAAUUGAUGACAAUGUUGUUAGUGAUCUAACAAUUUAUAAAUUAUUUCAAGUGCACAUUUUUAAUGCUGACAGGCAGUUGUUUACAGUAUUUUUUUUUUUCUUUUAAAUAACAGUUUAAUUUAGUGUUUUGGAAAGAAACUCCUGUAUCCUUAUCACUCCUAAAUUGAAUGUAAAUCACUCUAAAGAGAGUUUCUGACCUUUCAAUGUGAAUUGUUGUGCUUACGCUUCCAAGAAGGCAAAUGGGCAAUACUUUAAUCGAACAGAGACAAUCUGAAGAUUUAGAUGCUAUGAACAAGGAAUAAAAAAAAAUAAAAAAAAAGCAAUGACAAUGUUGAUUGACAAAUUGU